AUGGAAACCAAAUUUAGAAGAGUUCCAUAUUUGACAUCACCAGUGAAAAAAGAGUUCCAGCCUUUUUAUAUACCCAACUCAAAUGAUAGUGCGUUCAUAAAACAAAGUCGUUCAGCAGCUCACAGAAAUAGCAUGAAGGAUUCUUUAUGUUACAAUUUAAAUAAAGAAAAAGAGAAUCGAGAAAAUUGUCGUCUUGCUAGAUUGCCUUCUCCACCAUGGAAGUCCAAAAUACCAAUCGAAACGCAUACCAUGUCGGACAAACUUUUUCGUGACAAAAAGAAAAGAACGAGAGCGGCAUUUACUCAUUCUCAAAUAAGGGAGUUGGAAAAUAGAUUUGCUGUUCAAAAAUACUUGUCAGGACCUGAAAGAUCAGAAUUUGCCAAUGCGUUAGAUCUCACAGAAACGCAGAUAAAAAUAUGGUUUCAAAACAGAAGGUACAAAACAAAGCGACGUUUGCGACUAGCCGCUGAAAUGAUGUUUGUCGCAACACGACAUCGUCUCCAUGCUUCUGUGGCAUCAAUGGUACAAUCUCCAAUCCAACGACUUAUGUCGUUUCACCAACACAGAUUCCCAAUUCAUGAAUCACCAUUAUUUCAGCCCGUUUUUGGACAGAUGCACACAAAUUCUUUAUUUGGAAUGCCAGGGUUACCACAGGUUCAAGGCACAUUCAGCAAUAGAGUUUUUAUAUCCCCGGCAAAAAGGAACAACAUUCAACUACAAACUGAUUUAUUAUCAAGCUUAAAAUUUACGCCAAUUGAUGAUACCAACUCACGCCCUCCCUUUCCAAGCGCAGCAACCACCAUCCCUGGUAGCAUUUCAGACCAGAGAAGAUUUGAAAAUAUACAAGACAUUUGUUCCUUUCGUGGUACGGACUUGCACGACGACUUUGACAAGACCAAGAUACGUCCUUUUGAUAUUAGAGAACUUCUUAAGCCAGCAAAUUCUGACUUGGUAAAUUCACAAAAUAGUCGUACUCGUGAAUACAAAUGCAACUCAUACCCACAUCAAUUUCUCCUUUAUCCAAAAUAUGGUGAAAUAUAG
This is a messenger RNA of Styela clava, 1041 nucleotides long. RefSeq lists its product as uncharacterized. Gene Ontology annotation, molecular function: DNA-binding transcription factor activity, RNA polymerase II-specific; RNA polymerase II cis-regulatory region sequence-specific DNA binding. The record is from RefSeq and is a predicted model, not a curated record. Gene Ontology annotation, cellular component: nucleus. Lineage: Eukaryota; Metazoa; Chordata; Ascidiacea; Stolidobranchia; Styelidae. Gene Ontology annotation, biological process: regulation of transcription by RNA polymerase II; cell differentiation.